CUGUGUUGCUGAAUUGAUCGCCUCAAAUUUUUGUCCUUCUUUUUCCACCAUUCAAAUCGAUCCAACACUCGAACCGCGUGAUGCAUGGUCUCACCUCCCUUACUUGUAUCUGGGUGUAGGACUUGGUCUUCUUUAAUCCGACUGUCUCCGUCACCCGUUUGAGUCCACCCCCGUGGGGACUACCUUUGCAAUCACCAUGUCGAACAUGUCGAACAUCUCGAAGGACCUGGGUUCCGCCCUGGAGGAGGCAGGCCAUACCGGUCAGAAAAGCGCGGGAGUCUCGAUUAACACCUUCCUCGCGUCAUUAGCGACGGCGAUCGUUGUCUUUGCCGUCGAAUUCAUUCUAUUUAUGCUGCUGAAAGGAAAAUUGACCCGCAUCUAUCAACCCAGGACAUAUUUGGUCCCCGACAGAGAACGUACCGAACCGUCGCCAUCGGGGCUCUUUCGAUGGGUCGUUCCCGUCUUCCGUACCUCCAGCUCCGAGUUUAUCCAGAAAUGCGGUCUCGACGCCUACUUCUUUUUGCGAUACCUACGCAUGCUUCUCAAAAUCUUCCUACCUUUGGCUUUGCUGAUCCUACCCAUUCUUCUUCCCCUCAACAAGGUCGACGGCAAGGACCAGACGUACAAAAAUGGCACGGAUAGCGGUCCACGCUGGAAUGUUACGGGUAUGGAUCGACUCUCCUGGGGCAAUGUCGCCCCGGAGCACUCCCAUCGUUAUUGGGGCCAUCUGGUUAUCGCCGUCAUUGUCGUCAUCUAUGUCUGUGCCGUGUUCUUCGACGAGCUGCGGGGCUAUAUCCGUCUACGCCAGGCUUACCUGACGUCUCCUCAACAUCGACUCCGUGCAUCGGCGACCACGGUUCUAGUGACCGCCAUCCCGGAACGCUGGCUUUCGGUGGACGCCCUCGAUUCACUCUACGAUGUCUUCCCCGGUGGGAUCCGCAACAUUUGGAUCAACCGGAAUUUUGAUGAUUUGAAUGAAAAGGUGAAAGAAAGGGAUGCCCUGGCUUUGACACUCGAAGCCGCUGAGACCCAACUAGUAAUCAAAUGCAAAAAAGCCCAGUUAAAACAGGCCAAGGCGGCGGCGAAAAAGGAGGGGAAAAGUGCGGCUGAGGUCCAGAAAAAAGAAAAGGAGGCCGCGGAUCGAAAAGCAUCCCGUCUCGCAAUGGAGGCUGGUAUUAGCUCCGGUGAUCCACACCAAGCCCAUACCCUCAACGAGGUCCUGCACCGUGACCAAUCUUCGUCGCACGCCUCCGACACCGGGGGCUGGAAGCGGCUGAACCCCCUCGAUCCCGCUAUGGCGGCCGCGGGAGCAGUUGGUCACGGGGUGGGAAAUCUCGGGAAAUCCGUUUUUGGGGGUUUCAAGAAGACGGAUGGGACCUCGGGCGGCUCGGAAGGCGCCCAGGGGCGGGCUCAUAGCUCCCCCCAACCCCAAGAAGUGUCGAAUGAUACGGGUCGGCGCAAGUCGCGCUCAUGGCCGGAAACAAUGGCGGAUGACAUGGAUCCGUUUCAAAACAACGAACAGGAUGACCGACCAAGCACUUCGGCGACGCCGCCAAACACAAAAUCCAGGCCGCCCUUGUGGAAGACCCGGCUCUCAAAUAAUUCGAAAGUGAGCAACAAGACGGAGCCCGAUGAACUUCCCCUGACCGCCCCCGAGACACCGACGAACGUGGAGGAAGUAUCCGGGUAUGAACAGGACGAGUCUUCGAUGGAAUCAGUGGCCCGCGAGAAGAGUCGUGCGGACACCCAGAGCGAUCGAAAAGAACGGAAAGUGUCUGAAGAUGAGUAUCCGGCUGCGUACAACCCGGACUUUGACAAGGAAGACUUUGGGGAGCCAGCGUGGAAGACGUACCUCAAAGACAAGGACCGCGAGACCAUGCGCCUGCCGAUAUUCGGGAUCAGCUGGAUGCCCUCCCUCUGGCUCAUGGGGAAGAAGGUGGACACCAUCGACCACUGUCGAAAGGAGCUCGCUCGUCUGAAUUUGGAAAUCGAGAUCGACCAACAAAACCCCGAAAAGUUUCCCCUGAUGAACUCGGCCUUUAUCCAGUUCAACCACCAGGUGGCGGCACAUAUGGCGUGCCAGGCCGUCAGCCACCAUACGCCUAAACAGAUGGCGCCCCGGAUCGUGGAAAUCUCGCCGGACGACGUCAUCUGGGACAACAUGUCGCUCAGAUGGUGGGAGCGUUAUCUGCGAACCUUUGGCAUCCUCACACUCGUUUGCGGGAUGGUCAUCGGGUGGGCGUUCCCCGUGGCGUUUACGGGAUUGCUUUCGCAAUUGGCCUACCUGCAGGAUGCUUUCACCUGGCUCGCUUGGCUUUCCACCUUACCCGACUGGCUGGUCUCUGCCAUUCAAGGUAUCCUGCCUGCCCUCUUUCUCGCAAUCCUGAUGGCGUUGCUCCCCCUCAUGCUGCGUUUUCUGUGUCGUGCGCAAGGCCUUCACACCGGCAUGGGUGUGGAACUCACGGUCCAGAACUACUACUUUGCGUUUAUGUUUGUCCAGCUGUUCUUGGUGGUUGCGGUCUCAUCCAGUUUUUCCACGAUCAUCAACAACGUGACCAACGUCACUUCGUGGCCGGAGCUCUUGGCUCAGAACAUUCCCCUGUCCAGCAACUAUUUCUUCUCAUACAUGAUCCUGCAGGCCAUGUCGGUGAGCGCGGGUGCACUGGUGCAGAUUGUCAAUCUGGUGAGCUGGUUCAUUUUCGGGCCGAUGUUUGACUCGACCGCCAGGACGAAGUGGGCCCGAACCACCAACUUGAACCAGAUGCAGUGGGGGACCUUCUUCCCGGUCUACACUACACUCGCGUCGAUUGGCCUGAUCUACUGCGUCAUCUCGCCCUUGAUUAUGGUGUUCAACGUGCUCACCUUUGGCCUGUUUUGGUUUGUCUACCGGUACAACACCCUCUACGUGACCAAGUUUCGAUUCGACACGGGCGGGCUGUUGUUCCCUCGGGCUAUCAACCAGUUAUUUACUGGGAUCUACGUGAUGGAAGUGGCCCUGAUCGGCCUCUUCUUCCUCGUCCGCGACGUGGAUGGCACCGUUGCCUGCGAGGGCCAAGCGAUCUGUAUGAUCGUCGUCCUCGUCCUCACCAUCGGAUAUCAGAUUUUGCUGAAUGAGGCCUUUGGGCCGCUAAUCCGAUAUCUGCCUAUCACGCUGGAGGAUGAUGCUGUUCGUCGGGAUGAGGAGUUUGAGCGUGCUCAACGGACACGGCUUGGGUUGGCCAGUGAUGAUGACGAAUCGGAUGCUGUCCAGUCUCGGUGGGCCCCAGAACGACAAGCCAGCGGGUUGACGCCCGAGAUUGAAAUGAAGCAGAUCGAGUCCGACGCGGGGCGGGGAAAUAGCCAGACAGAGGCCAGCCCGGCGCGCUUGAUGCCUAGGCGGCAAUCUUGGGUCGAUCGGUCUCCAAACCAACGAUCGAAGUACUUUGGCAAUAGCUCAAGUACGUCGGUCCCGACCAUACAGCGUAUCCAAGAGGAUGUAGCGCAGGAUGCAGAAUCACAAGACCCCUCUCCGCAUCGCGCAGGCCGCGCGCUGUUUGCCGGAAUUCAAGACGAGCUCGAGGAUCUGACACCCGACGAGCGCGAUCAGCUGGUUCAACGAGCCUUCCAGCACGAUGCCCUCCGUGCCAAACGGCCCGUGAUCUGGAUUCCCCGCGAUGAUCUGGGCGUUAGCGACGACGAGAUCUACCGCACGCAACGAUUUAGCAAGCAUAUCUGGAUCAGCAACGAAUACCAGGCGCUAGACGGCAAAUGCCGCACCAUAUUCAGCCGCAGUCCGCCAGAUUUCUCCGAAGUCGAUCUGAUCCAGCUUUAGCGGUGGGGCUCGAUAAUUGUAUAUGAUAAGACUAGACUGGGGUUCUCUUUUCUUUUCUUUUGAUUUAUGUAUAGAGGGAGUUAUCGUGAACACUUGAGCGAGUGGUUUGAUUUCUGUAUCCCAUCGACUUGCAUUGCAGAAACCCGAGCGGCAGGAUCCCUUGGUUGAUUGCAUAUACGGCGUUUUAGUAUUUAUCUACG
Molecule: messenger RNA, 4011 nt
Organism: Aspergillus candidus
Lineage: Eukaryota; Fungi; Ascomycota; Eurotiomycetes; Eurotiales; Aspergillaceae
Product: putative DUF221 domain protein
Exons: 2
Coding region: 197-3811 (1204 amino acids)
Cellular component (GO): plasma membrane
Molecular function (GO): calcium-activated cation channel activity
Source: RefSeq, a predicted model, not a curated record